GUCAGACUUAGUCCCUAACUGCUCCACACUGUACAUGCACCCUACAUCCGUCCACCGCCACCAUCGCCGAGGGCACGCCACCUCUACACCAACCACUGACAAUGCGAGUCCAACGUCGUCGAUCGAGGACCUGCAGCUGCUGCAGCGGGCAGCACGAAAAGGUCGACACGACUUGGUGGCGUCCUUGAUCAUGAACGGAGCCGACAUCAAUGCGACCGACUCGAACGGACACACGGCCGCCCACCAGGCCGCUCGAAAUGGGCGCGUGCAGGUACUGGAGGUGCUACAUGCCCUUGGAGCGGACUUGAACAAGUGCAGUCUGCGAGGCGUGAGCAUUGCACACCAGGCAGCAUUCGGCGGCCAUCUCGUCUUCCUGAAGCGGCUCAUGGACUUUGAUGUUCGCGUGGAUCUUGUGGAUGCCAGUGACUUGACGCCUCUCGAAGUCGCGAUGCGGGAAAAACAGUGGCAUGUGGUGGAAUUCCUCGAGUGCAUCUACAGCCGGUUGGAACUACUUCCCCAACCAGCAGCAGUUGCCUCUACUCUAGACCAGGAGCUUAUGACCAUGCUGGGCGCCGCCCCGCUAGAGUUUCCAUCCAGUCCUUCAGCAGUGCAUCAUGACUCCCACGACGACAGCAACAACGAGGCGGAGCAGGACGACCUCCAUCGGCACUGCUCCGCCGACGAGAUGCACACGUCCAGCUUACGUUUGCAUUCUCUCUUGUCGUUUAGCCAAGAUGGCGACGUCGAAGAGAAGUCUACAUCCCCUCACGCAACGUACGGAAGGCGGAAGCGCAGCGCGACCGCGGCAGCGCUGGAUGAUGACGCCUUCCCCACCACCCCCGUGCACGAGCCGCCGUCGUCCACGGAUGUCGAUGUUUCCUGGCCCCAUCAUCCCCGAUCAUCGUACUCGUCCCACAUGAUGUCACUGCCUCCCAUUGCGUCGCCGUCGUCGUGGAAGACCAUGCCGCUGAACCCCACGCGAUCGAACGCUGUCUCUUGGCGAGGAAGUAAGCAUGACUCGCGCUCCCCAGAGACAGAAAGCGGCGAUACCAGUGAAGACCAACCUGUCGACAACAACGAAGAGCCCAUCGUACCGGGGCUUGUGACUGUGUACCAUUUGCUGUACGAUAUGUAAUGAAACCUCGUUU
This is a messenger RNA of Aphanomyces astaci, 1148 nucleotides long. RefSeq lists its product as hypothetical. The transcript has a single exon. Gene Ontology annotation, molecular function: protein binding. Bases 35 to 1135 code for a protein of 366 amino acids. The record is from RefSeq and is a predicted model, not a curated record. Lineage: Eukaryota; Oomycota; Saprolegniomycetes; Saprolegniales; Verrucalvaceae.